Molecule: messenger RNA, 1131 nt
Organism: Gloeophyllum trabeum ATCC 11539
Lineage: Eukaryota; Fungi; Basidiomycota; Agaricomycetes; Gloeophyllales; Gloeophyllaceae
Product: glycosyl transferase
Exons: 5
Coding region: 1-1071 (356 amino acids)
Biological process (GO): N-acetylglucosamine metabolic process; protein N-linked glycosylation
Cellular component (GO): membrane
Molecular function (GO): beta-1,4-mannosylglycoprotein 4-beta-N-acetylglucosaminyltransferase activity
Source: RefSeq, a predicted model, not a curated record
AUGCAUAUCCGCCAGCGUUUUCUGUUCAUUCUUUUGCUAGUCCUGUUACUCGUUUUGCUUGGGUUUUCACUCAAAAAUAAUCUACGCGUGCGGAAUUUCCUCUCAUACUCGACACGGCCGCUAUGGGACACACCCAUCGGCCCUCGUGAGAUACUUCCACACUACUACGCCGAAGGCAUAGCGUUUGACGAGCACCUCUGCGCGCUGCAUGGAUGGCAGACCCGCGCACGACCAGCGGAGGUGUGGGACGCGAUCCUCGUGAGCACCGAGCUCGACCUGCUCGAGGUGCGCAUGCACGAACUCGACCCCGUCGUAUCCAAGUUUUUCGUCGUCGAGAGCGACCUGACGUUCACGGGUCUGCCGAAGCGCCUCGCGUUCCAGGAGGACCGUGAGAGGUUCGCGCAGUUCGAGGGGAAGAUCGUGUACUCGACGUUCCAUGGGCGGCAGCUCGACCCGUUUGAGAGCCCAUUUGUGAACGAGAUCGAGCAGAGGAGGCAUAUGGACGCGUUGUUGCGGGAGCAGGCGAAGCCUGAUGGUCCGCUGCUGGUGAUAUACUCCGAUGUGGACGAGAUACCAUCGGCCCAUACCAUCAAGCUGCUGCAGCACUGCUCUGCGCCGUCUCCGCUGCAUCUCCAGAUGUCGGAGUACUUGUAUUCGUUCGAGUGGCCGGCGGGUAAGGUAAGCUGGAGGGCGCAGGUCCACCUGUGGAACAAAGAAGGAGGCUUUGGCUACGGGCACUCCCAGGUUGCGGACCACAUGCUGGCGGACUCGGGGUGGCAUUGCACGUUCUGCUUCCGGUAUAUUGAUGAGUUCGUUACGAAGAUGAAAGGAUACUCGCAUGCGGACCGGGUGACAGACAAAUCCCUACUGGAGCCGGAUCGGAUUCAAGAGGUCGUGUGCUCGGGAGACGAUAUAUUCGGGAUGUUGCCAGAAGCCUAUCGAUACAAAGACCUCUUUGACUUGCUCAACAAAGACCCGUCACCCUCGGCCCUACACGUCCCCUUACAUAUCCUGCAGAACAGCGAUAAAUUCCGAUUCCUCCUCCCCGGAGGGUGCGUCCGCGAGAAGUAGGAGAUGGGCAAGCCUUGUACAUGUAUUUAUUAACUUGGGACUUGACGGAAUGCAGAAACU